Exophiala viscosa is the source of this 1912-nucleotide messenger RNA. RefSeq names its product sphingosine kinase. The record is from RefSeq and is a predicted model, not a curated record. The coding region runs from base 1 to 1692 and encodes 563 amino acids. Gene Ontology annotation, cellular component: cytoplasm; intracellular membrane-bounded organelle; membrane. Gene Ontology annotation, biological process: sphingosine biosynthetic process; phosphorylation. NCBI's taxonomy places the organism in Eukaryota, Fungi, Ascomycota, Eurotiomycetes, Chaetothyriales, Herpotrichiellaceae. The transcript is spliced from 3 exons.
AUGGCCCGUACAAGACCCAGCGACGCAGAUCCCUUCACGGACAGCGCCGCCAUACACGACGAGCGAGAUGCCAUUGUCGAGUCUACCCUAAGUGUUGGGCGCAAUGCGACCCUCACAUUAGGCACCGAUGCGGUCAUUGUGCUAGAUGAAGGACUCCACCGAGACUCGGGCUUCAACUGCUUCGGCCUGCUCCCUCAGAAAACCACCAGCACACACACGGUACCCUACUUCAACGUCCUCUGGGCUGAGAUUGUCAAGGGCGAUCUCACCAUCCAAUAUGCGAGACCGACUUCGAAAUCCGCACAAUCCCCCGUCCACGUCGCAUACGUAAACUACACGUUAGAAAAUUCGACAUCCGCAGAAGAGAAGGCCGCACGUUGGAUAGCGAGGCUAUUAGACCGGGCGUACGGGCGCGCCCAACGCAACAAGAGAAUUAAGGUACUGAUCAAUCCAUUCGGUGGCGCGGGCAAGGCCGCCAAAAUCUACACAAAAUCCAUCGAGCCCAUAUUUGCUGCGGCGCGGUGCGAAGUCGACGCUGAGCGAACCACACAUAAGGCCCACGCAGUGGAGAUCUGCGAAAACCUGAACAUCAACGCCUUUGACGUCGUGGCGAGCGCUUCCGGCGACGGCCUGCCCCAUGAAUGCAUCAACGGGCUCGCAAGGAAGCCCAACGCAGCAGAAGCCCUACGCAAAGUCGCAGUCGUACAAUUGCCUUGCGGCACGGGCAACGCCAUGUCCUGGAACUUGACGGGCACGGCUGAGCCGAGCACAGCGGCGCUGUGCAUCGUCAAGGGCCUACGUACUCCACUUGACCUGAUCAGCGUGACGCAGGGGAGCACCAGGACGCUGUCAUUCCUGUCACAGUCACUAGGGAUCGUAGCCGAGAGUGACCUGGGCACCGAGAACAUCCGGUGGAUGGGUGACGCCAGAUUCACGUUCGGGUUCCUGGUGCGAUUGCUGGGCAAGACGCUCUACCCGGUCGAGAUCGCGGUGAAGACGGAGAUUGAAGACAAGCAGGCCAUCAAGCGACAUUAUGCCAAGCAAGUUGCCAAACGGGCACAGGCAGGCGGACUAGCGCAGCACGAUCUUGACGGACCCCUGGACACCUCGACGAACUUGGGUCUGCCACCGCUGCAGUACGGGACGGUGAACGACCCGUUGUCCACAUAUGCAGGGUGGUCGCCGAUGACACCCUACCCGAACCUAGGCAACUUCUACUGCGGGAACAUGACUAUGAUGGCGGCGGAUGCGCCAUUUUUCCCUGCCGCCCUGCCCUCGGACGGUAUGUUAGAUCUGGUCACGAUAGACGGGGACAUUUCGCGGAUGCAGGCAAUUGAUCUGCUUCUGUCAGUCCCCAAAGGCACAUUCUUCGACAAGGAGUGCGUGAGAUACCGCAAGGUGAAGGCCGUGAGGGUCAUGCCGCAAUUCGGGCAGAAGGCGGGACUGGAGCAGAAUGAGCGCCGACAAAACACACUGGGCAAGAUGCUCGAUCGGAUCGGCGCUCAGGGCAACGGGCGCAAUGCGUCGAGGGACGGUGGGUACUUCAGCGUUGAUGGCGAAAAGAUGCCCUUUGAACCGUUCCAGAUCGAGGUGCAUAGGAGUCUUGGGACUGUCUUGAGCAAGAAUGUCGGCGUGUAUGAAGCUAUUGGACCCAAGGGCUGGGAGGAUCUGGAUACUGCGACGGGAGAGUGAGGGCAAUCAACGUCUCUGAGCAGAGGAUUUGCCAUUCGCCUGAGUCUUCUUCGGGGCCCGGUAAGAAGACACGAAGAAGCAUGCACAGGAUAAAAAGAUGAUGGUGUUCGGGAUGAGACUUCAGUCUGGCAUCUUGGUUUUGUGUUUUGGGAAAGUGACAUUGCUCAUUAUAUCUCUUGUCAAAUGAUACCCUGCUACGGCUACUGCUACUGUGCUCCAU